AUGGAAAAGCAAGAAGGGUCGCCUAGUCAGGCAACGGGUAUAAUCUUCCCUACGAGUCAGCGAACUACUGUAGAUGACCCGUCUGGUCAAAGUCAGGAGCUUACUGCUGCAGGGGUUAAUGCGUUUCGUUUUCCCUCUACAUCGUCGCUGUUUCCAAGUGAACUGCUGCGAACGCUGGGCGUAUCGCAGCCAUAUUCUCCCAUUGCUGAGGAAACACCUCCUCCAGUAAACCUUCUUGAAUGGCUUGGCACGCGGGUAUUGGCACGGGUCUCCAGCGGUGGUUACCAACCGGGUUCGAUCAAGAAUGUUCACGAUAAUAAGGAUGUGGUUGUGCAGUUCGACGAUGGGCAAGAGUUAAGAUUUGAUGAUGUGAUGAGCGAGGCCAACUCUAAUCUCAUUAUCGCCGAUCAAGCUCCAAGCCCUUCCAUGAUAAAGAGCAAAACAAUGGUUUGCGUACGAUUACCAACGGAUCAGAACGUGUACCGCACUGGAGAGCUUAUCUCGAUCUCAAACACACCAACAAAAUAUCUGGUACGAGUGACGUCAUCGGAAUGCGACUCAAGCGUAUCGCGAGCAAACCUACGCCUACUUCGCCCUCCUUGGUACGAAGAGCUCAUGGCAGCACUGGAAUCAAGGCAUAGCGAUGCCGGAUCUAGCUCAACAACAACUCCACAAUCUGUGUUGGCGUCACCGUUGACAGCACCGUCAUCGAAUGGGAUUAUGCCAAAUCUCCCACUGUCACCAGAGAGUAUCAUCACAUUACUUGCCCUUAGGCAGCAGCACAUGCAACAACAGCUGCAAGCUCAUCAGAAUAGCCUUAACGAACAGCCGUCUGGUUCGAAGAAAUCAUCGGUUGUCGGCAGUGUCGACUCAGAUGAUGAUCAAGGCACUUCACAACAGCACGAGACCACGACUGCUACCGAUCUGGCUGGAUUUCGGAAACGUCAUCCUGCUUUUCCGCCGCGCCUAUUUGUACCACCUCAUGAAGCGGUGUCGUUCGAAGACGAUCCGUCUACAAGCGCACCAACGGCGCAUAUUUUUCCGCCCAUGAACACUCCACAGCGGUACAAGAAGGGCGAAAUUGUCACCAAUCCGGGCGGCAUUCGAAAGAAAUUUAAUGGCAAACAAUGGCGCCGACUUUGUUCAAAGGACGGUUGUAAUAAGGAAUCGCAACGACGCGGUUAUUGUUCACGGCAUUUGUCAUUGAAAAUCAAGCCAGGUCACGUUGAACACACAUCACCUACCAGCAGUACUGGUGGAACAAGCAUGGAUUGGUCUUCACAUGAAGGAGAGGAGCGACGAGAGGAUAGUGCUGAGGUAGCAUCGGCUAUCCUAAGAACAUCGAUUGGACCGCUACCCCGCGAUGCUCCAAUGACAAGUUCUAGCACGUCUCGCUUCACCGAUUCAUCGCAACCCCUAUUCGGUUCGAAGUUGGGUACUCCGGCGCCGACGGUACCAACCAGCAGGCCAACGACCAUCGGUGAUCAAUUAGCGGAGAUGGAUCGCGCAUCGCAAGCGCAAGCUCUGUUGAACCUCAGUCAACUACGGUUUGACUCGUUUCCACAAGUGCAUCAACUUCUUCCACUUAUGCCAACCGCAAGUGGCCGUCGUGGCGAUUUUGCCAUGUUGCCGGGCCCUUUUCCAUUCAACGCUGCUCUUCUGCACAAUUUCGCAGCGCCUUUAUUACAACAACAGCUUCUUCAGCAACAGAUUAGCGCGCAGCAGGCGAGUCUUAAUAACAACAACGUGAAACAGGAGGAGGAGGAAGAAGAGGACGAUGAAGAUGACAACGUGAGUGUUUGCCGAAAGAGUGACGCUUCCGACGACGAUGCGGAUCGAGACGACGAUCCGAAUGGAAAUGCAGGUUCGACGGCUGCCGGAAGGCCGCACAACGGGUCUAGUGCUAAUUAUCAAAUUAAUGGAAACGGUGAUGUGUGUGGUCCAAAUGAGACUACCUCCCAACAACAACAACAACAACAACAACAACAACAACAACAACAACAACAACAACAACAUCAUAGAACCUCCAGCAGCAGUACCCAACGAGGUGCAUUGACACAAUCUUCGAAGCAGACGUCACGUACUGCAAAGGUCGAGCAGAGUUGGAUAUCUGCGAAAGCGAUGGACGGCUCGCUGACGCCCCCACUUCAAGUCGGCCGUGAAACACCUGUCAGUGAUAUUAUGGGCGUCUACGUCAAGAGUGAAUUUGAAGGUGCAGGCGACGAUCAUAACGAGCAGCCUCCGUCUAUUGAAUGUGUAAAAGAGAAGAAUCACAAGAAGUCAAAAUCGGAAAAGAGCCGUGAGCACAUUCGACGACCGAUGAACGCAUUCAUGAUUUUCUCGAAGCGACAUCGUCCAGUGGUCCAUAGUAAGUAUCCGAAUCGCGAUAAUAGGACUGUCUCGAAAAUUCUCGGCGAAUGGUGGUAUGCAUUGGGUGCUGACGAGAAGCAGCAAUAUCACAAACUUGCGACACAGGUGAAAGAAGCUCACUUCAAGGCUCAUCCUGAUUGGAAAUGGUGUGCGAAGGAUAAGAAGGCAAGACCGGAUGAGGCUCACAUGGAAACGCCGAAGUCAGAAAAGUCAUUCGAGUUCGAUUUUAAAGCGUCCGAUGAGAUGGCUGCUGCGUGCAUGGAAGGCAGCGACAACGAUAUUUUCAGCCCUACUACACCAACGCUUCCUCGGCCAACACCUUUGCGUGGAGAUGGUAUCGAUAUAGGUCUUGAAUCACCAAUUAUGAGCCCUACAGUUGCUGGACUUCCCACUUUUGUCCCACCCAGCAUAAGCAUUCCAUCAUCACCGUUGGUGAGCUCAGCAUUCGACCUAAGCAUCCUUCAGAAAGCUGUCGGUGGACAGCUCCCACAGAUACGGCCACCAUCGCGAUUCCUUACACCACCUACGAUUGGAACCAUAUCACCGAUGCCAUCAGCUGCUGUCUCACCAAAUCUCUACAAUUUUUGUGUGCCGUCUCCGAGCGCAAACUUCCUGCAAGGACUAUGUUCUCCUGUUCUCAACGACUAUUCAUCACCGAUGACAGCCCCGCAACGAAUGUCGCCGAUGAGCCCGAUGUGGAUAAAGAGUGCUCCCGCACUUGUGAGUCCACGAUCAGGAGACUCAGCAUUCGCAUUCCCACAGCCAAAAUCCAACGCCGCAUCGGAUCAAACAUUGCCCAUCAUUCGUGAGAAGAGUGAAAUGACAGAUCUGAAGUCGAGCAACACUGCGAGAGGACAGAGAACCAGUCAGGAGCCGUUCGUUCUCAUGCCUACACCUGCUCAGCGAGGUGUGGCCAAAGGACAGAAGCGGGCUUUGAACAUGAGUGAAGUAGAAGAUGACACGGAUUCGUUGACUGAUCUUGGUCCAAGAAGCAGUGACAGUCGCCCCAACGCUCUCAAAAAAUUCUUCAAACGUUCUGACGAAACGAUGGACAGAGUGCUGGAUCAAGUUGAUUUUCAAAAUAAAUUCGCAAAGCUACCGGAAUUCGCUAUCGAUCAACUUAAGAACGGGAAACCUGGAAGUUUACCUUCCACACCGUCGAAACUGAUACGGAAUCUAAUGGAGAAAGUGCGCGAUUCUCCAGGGAACACGCCACUUGCUGCAAACACUUGUGCUGGUGUAUUUUUUGGCCCCACUUUCAACAACACGUCGCCUGACCUGAUGACCGCUGAGGAUAUUAUUCCGUGCAGUCCUCUUGACGAGAAAAGCGCUAGCAAAAGACUACUAGAACAACGUCGCUUUCUUGUAUGUCAGUUGCUAGAAACCGCUGGAUUGUUUCCAUCAUCCCAAGAAACGACUGCUUUUCAACUAAUGCAUAACAAAGUUUUCCCGAGUAAGCAGAGCCUCAUCCUAAAAAUUCGUGAAGUUCGCCAGAAAAUCAUGAAUGCAGUGAAACAUGUCGACUCCUCGGAGUCGAUGAAAGACAGCUGCUCGCGUAAUUCCAUCAAUGCAUUCGCACGCACAUGCAACGUAAGCGAGUCGUAG
Messenger RNA from Necator americanus (New World hookworm), 3975 nucleotides. RefSeq lists its product as uncharacterized. Gene Ontology annotation, biological process: regulation of transcription by RNA polymerase II. The transcript is spliced from 36 exons. Gene Ontology annotation, cellular component: nucleus. The record is from RefSeq and is a predicted model, not a curated record. Lineage: Eukaryota; Metazoa; Nematoda; Chromadorea; Rhabditida; Ancylostomatidae. Gene Ontology annotation, molecular function: DNA-binding transcription factor activity, RNA polymerase II-specific; RNA polymerase II transcription regulatory region sequence-specific DNA binding. Bases 1 to 3975 code for a protein of 1324 amino acids.